Molecule: messenger RNA, 2063 nt
Organism: Carassius auratus (goldfish)
Lineage: Eukaryota; Metazoa; Chordata; Actinopteri; Cypriniformes; Cyprinidae
Exons: 7
Coding region: 429-1871 (480 amino acids)
Molecular function (GO): nucleic acid binding
Source: RefSeq, a predicted model, not a curated record
UAAAAAAAUAAAAACACGUGUAAAAUAAUAACGCACAAAACCGAAAAACGAAUGAAUUUUUUUUUAAAUAACAAACAACGCGGUGAUGGAUCUAAAAAUAAUAAGUGUGAAUCAAAAAUGUAAACACAUUUAAAAUUAUAUUGCACAAAACUGAAACAUGUGUUAAAAAAAUUCCAAAUCGCAAACAAAAUCAGGUUUCCUGCUCACGUGUUAUUUUUUUGUGUGCUUGUGGUCUUUCCCCCUUUGCUCUUGUUUCCACGUUCUGCGCUUGCGUUUCUAAAAGUUGCAGUUAGAGUUUCAUGUAAAUCAGGGCGGGCUUCAGUGUCACUAUUGGCCAACAAGUUCUAGAUUGACAGCUUCUCCUCUAGCCAAUCAGUCCAAGGGGGAGUUGACGUCACUCCAAUGCGACUCAUGGCUGCUGUGAGAGGAUGGAUAACCAGCGUCAGCAGGCAAAUGCCAGACAAUCUCAGGCAGUCUCAAGGUUGCUUUUAGAGAGACUCUUGUCACGACUACAGGAGGCUUUGCAGCGCUUGCCAUUAGACCUGGAUUAUUUAUAUUUUAUUUGCACAAAUGGUUUGGUUUUGAUCACUUCACAUACAAGUCGUGAACAUGUACCUCAAGAAGUAAUGCAGUGUCUUUCAAACCUAUGUUCUGUUCUUGUGAAUCGCCUGGACACAAGACGUACCUCUUUAGUGAUUUUGAAUGAAAUUGCUGGACUAAUGGGACGUCCCAAAAUCAUUGUAUCUGAGCAGCACAUCAGACGAUUGAUUGAAAUUGGUCUGACUGUACCUUGCAUUUCAAAACUGCUUGGCGUGUCAACACGAACCAUAGAACGCAGAAUGCAAGAGUUUGGUAUAACAGUGAGAGGAACAUACAGUCAAUUGACUGAUGAAGAGUUAGACAAUCUUGUGGUUGCAAUCAAAACAACAUCACCACAUUCAGGCUACAGAAUGAUGAGAGGACACUUGAAAGCUCUUGGUCAUCGAGUCCAGUGGAGCAGAGUCUUCAACUCUAUGAAUAGAGUUGAUUCAGCUGGAGUCCUUGCUAGAAUGUCACAACUUGGACAUGUUGUGAGGAGAUCAUAUUCAGUUCAGGCCCCUCUGUCCCUCAUGCAUUUGGACACCAACCACAAGCUGAUCAGAUAUGGCUUUGUAAUAUUUGGGGGCAUAGAUGGCUACUCAAGAAAGGUCAUGUAUCUGGGGGCUGCAACCAACAACAAAGCAGAGACUGCACUAGGUUUCUUCCUUGAGGCAGUAGAAAAGCAUGGAGUUCCUUCACGGGUAAGAGCAGACCAAGGUGUAGAAAAUGUGGACAUUGCAAGGUGGAUGUUCACUGUUCAGGGCUGUGGCAGGGGAAGUUUCAUUUCGGGGAAGAGCGUUCAUAAUCAAAGGGUCGAACGGCUGUGGAAAGAUGUGUGGAUGUCGGUUUCAAACUUGUAUUAUGAUGUUCUACAUAAUUUGGAAGAGAGUGGCACUCUUGACCCAUCAAACACCAUUCACCUCUUCUGUGCACAUUAUGUUUUUCUUCCACGCCUCCAAAGAGACCUAGAUACAUUCACUGAGGCAUGGAAUGACCAUUCCAUCCGUACAGAGCAAAAUCUGUCCCCCAAUCAGCUGUGGGAAAUAGGACUCGCACAGAAUACAGUCAAUGUUUCCUGUAAUGUGGAGGACCUCAACAUUUUGGUGCAAGAUGGAAUUUACCCCCAGGAGGAGCAGAACACUGGAGUAGUGGUCCCUCAGGUGGAGUGUCUGCUCUCAGAGUAUGAAAUGGCUCGACUCAGGACAACCAUUAGUCCAGUCUCACAGUCCAGAGACUUUGGCCAAGAUAUUUACUUAUCAGUGUUACGUUUUGUGCAGCUGCUUCUUGAAUAACACUUUGGAGCUCAAAACAUCAGACUGUAAGUUACGUAAAAGAAAAUCCUGUAAUGGUAUCAUUAAACUAUUGUGAAACUAAUCAGUGCUUCCCACACAGAGAUUAAACAAAAAAAAUGAAAUCUAUAUGACUAAUGUGGUAAAUGUGACAUAACACUUUUGGCAUAAAAAUAAAAACAAUUCCUUUUAAAA